Cicer arietinum (chickpea) is the source of this 2830-nucleotide messenger RNA. Its product is annotated as potassium transporter 6-like. Gene Ontology annotation, cellular component: membrane. Lineage: Eukaryota; Viridiplantae; Streptophyta; Magnoliopsida; Fabales; Fabaceae. Gene Ontology annotation, biological process: potassium ion transmembrane transport. The record is from RefSeq and is a predicted model, not a curated record. Gene Ontology annotation, molecular function: potassium ion transmembrane transporter activity.
UGUGUGUGUCCAUGUCAGUCCGGCAUUUCCGUCGAACUCAGUAUAUAAUAAAAUAUAUAGAUAUAGAUAUAGAUUCAUUGUUAUGAGUUGAAAUGAAUAAUAUACGUGAAGAUCACUCACUAUUUGAUAUGAUAUGAAUUGAAUGGUACUAUACUAUCACCAUUCACCACUCUGAUCAGAUCAUCUUCUCUUAUACUUAGUUUGGUCCGCCUAUUCAACCAAUAUUCCCUCAAAUUGAUCGAUCUCUUCUUGUUUUCUUCAACUUUUCUUUAUAUACAUUCCAUUCCAUCCAUCUCUUCUACUUCUAUUAUAUAUGGCUUCUCAAUUCCAUCCUCUCUUUAAGACUAAUACUAAAACAUGGAAUCAAUCUAUUCUGCUAUCUUUUCAAAUUAUUGGAGUAGUUUAUGGUCAACUCAGCACUGCUCCCUUAUAUGUAUUUGGGACAAUGCGAGUCGAAGAUCUUGAAUCCGAGGAGGUUGUUUAUGAACUUUUCUCCUUCAUUUUUUGGACUCUCACAAUUAUUUCUUUGAUCAAGUAUGCGCUCAUAGUCCUCAAAGUUGAUGAUAAAGGAGAGGGUGGUACUUUUGCUUUAUACUCACUGUUAUGUAGAAAUGCAAAGGUUGGGCUACUCCCAUGUGACAGAACAGCCAAUGAGGUCACGCUUCAUGAUCAGGACACAAGUACUCCUAAUAAUAAGAACAAUUCUUCUGAUUCCAGAACACGAAAGGCCAUUGAGAAACACAAGAGUUGUCACUAUUUGAUAUUGUUCUUGGCCCUUUUUGGUUCCUGUAUGACAAUUGGGGUAGCUGUCCUCACUCCAGCACUCUCGGUGUUAUCAGCUUCCUAUGGUGUUCAGAGAUCCUUGUCAGACAUGGCACACCUAUUUAACUCAUCACAACAUACUCAGGAUUUGGUGUCAAAUGCUCUAUAUAAAUAUGUACCUGUUCCCGCUGCGUGUGUUAUAUUGGUUGCCUUGUUCGUGGUGCAGUCUUGCGGUACACAAAAAAUUGGGUUCAUGUUUGCUCCAAUUAUUUCUGUUUGGCUUUUGUUUGUUGGUGUGGUGGGAGCAUAUAAUAUUUUCUAUUGGGAUGUCAAAAUUAUCUAUAAAAUAUCCCCAGUAUACAUGUUCAAAUUCGUCAUGAAUGUCAAUGUUAGCAGAUGGAGGUUAUUAGGAAGCACCAUUUUAUGCGCAGCAGGAUCUGAGGCAAUGUUUGCAGACCUUGGCCAUUUCUCCAAGAAAUCAAUCAAGAUUACGUUUAUUUGCUUGAUCUACCCGAUUCUUGUUAUAUGCUAUGCGGGUCAGGCUGCAUAUAUUUCAAAAAAUUUGCAGGAAAGAGAUUUUAAUCAUCUCAGUCAAUCUAUGCCAAGCCACAUCAAACAUGUUUUCAUCGUAUUAUCCCUACUUUCCUCGGCUGUUGGAAGCCAAGCCACCAUAACAGCUAGCUUCUCCAUCAUUAACCAGUGUCUGGCACUAAAUUGUUUUCCUAGAGUGAAAGUCAUUCACACAUCAAAAACGAUAUAUGGCCAAAUUUACAUCCCUGAUGUCAACUGGUUAUUGAUGAUUUUCAGUCUCACUGUCACCGUUGGUUUCAGAGACUUGGUGAAGAUUGGCAAUGCAACAGGUUUGGCUAUCAUAUGUGGAAUGCUUGUGACAACAAAUCUGAUGUCAUUAAUCAUUGCUUUGUAUUGGGAGAAGAAAUUGACGGUGUCUGUAUUGUUUCUAGUAUGUUUUGGGUUUGUCGAGGCUGCAUAUGUUUCAGCAUGUAUGCUGCAGUUUCACAAGGGAGCUUGGUAUCUAGUUAUCCUUUUGGUUGUGUCCAUGACAGUGAUGCUUUCAUGGCAUUAUGGAACAGUGAAGAAGUAUGAAUUUGAUUUGCAAAACAAGGUGUCAACAGAAUGGUUAAUAGAUGUUAGUCCAGGGCUUGGGAUUUCAAGGGUAGCUGGAAUUGGGUUCAUUUACACGGACCUAGUAGCAGGAAUCCCAGCUUUCUUUUCACAUUUCAUUACUAAUCUUCCUGCAUUUCAUCAAGUUUUGAUCUUGGUGUCCUUCAAGUCUAUGCCGGUGCCUCAUGUUCUCGAAAGGGAAAGGUAUCUGAUUGGAAGGAUUGGGCCAAAAGAUGAUAAAAUAUAUCGUUGCAUUGUAAGAUACGGAUAUUGUGAUAAUAUUAGGGAGACGAGUGAUUUUGAGGAGGAGAUAAUUAGUUCUAUAGGGGAAUUCAUUUCAAUUGAACAGAUGAGUGACAUUGAAUCAAUGGUUUCGGCGGAGGAAAGAAUGAUAGUAGUAGGACAGUCAUCAUCGUUGGAUGGAAAUGCUUUAGUCCCAAUGGUGAAUGAGUCAAGCAAGCAAGUGGGAAUUAAUGAAUCUCAGAUAAGUCCAGUAUUAGAAAACGAAAGCGACAUGCCGAGUAGUAGUAGUAGUAGUCGUCGCAAAAAGAAAAAAGUUAGGUUCAUGUUGCCUGAAGAUAAAAGUAGUAGUCCUAAAAUGCAAGCAUCUGUGAGGAAGGAGCUGUUGGAACUAAUUGAAGCAAGGGAGAGUGGUAGUGCCUAUUUCUUGGGACAGUCACAUUUAGUGGUGCGUGAUGGCUCAAACUUUGUAAAGAGAUUCUUAAUAAUGGUGUUUCGUUUCUUUGAGAAAAAUGGUCGGGAACCUCCCGUUGCUCUAAGAAUCCCUCACGCUGCUCUUGUAGAAGUUGGUAUGAUAUGUACUAUUUAAAUGUUCAAUUUGAUACAUACAUACAUACAUACAACCAAACAAAUUUAACAACUUGUUGUUUAUGAAUCAAAGUGUUUCUUUUAUAAUGGAACUUUACAAGUGAUCCAUUCUUAGAUA